AUGUCAACAAGCGCUCUGCAGAAAGCCAUUGAACUGGUGACAAAGGCGACGGAAGAUGAUACCGCUGGAAAAUAUGAUUCAGCUUUGAGGUUCUACGAUCAAGCCAUCGAAUAUUUUCUGCAUGCUAUCAAAUAUGAAUCACAAGGCGAGAAGCAGAAGCAGGCGAUUCGGUCGAAAGUCGCUGCAUAUCUGAAUCGAGCGGAGCAAAUUAAAAAGUUUUUGAAAGACGGAAAAGAGCGAAAACCGGUGAAAGAUGGUAAAGAUGAUGAUUCUGACGAAGACAGUGAUAAGAAGAAGCUUCAGGAUAAGUUGAGUGGCGCUAUUGUCAUGGAGAAGCCAAAUAUUAAGUGGAGUGAUAUUGCGGGUCUUGAAGGUGCCAAAGAAGCACUUAAAGAAGCGGUCAUAUUGCCUAUAAAAUUUCCACAACUGUUCACAGAAUAUAAUUUUUCGGAUCGAUUUCAACUUACUGAAGCAUGA
Molecule: messenger RNA, 477 nt
Organism: Caenorhabditis bovis
Lineage: Eukaryota; Metazoa; Nematoda; Chromadorea; Rhabditida; Rhabditidae
Source: the annotation of a GenBank genome assembly